Molecule: messenger RNA, 2226 nt
Organism: Nipponia nippon (crested ibis)
Lineage: Eukaryota; Metazoa; Chordata; Aves; Pelecaniformes; Threskiornithidae
Source: RefSeq, a predicted model, not a curated record
AUGGCUUCGUGCUGCCCCAGGUCCCACAGCCGCUUCAAAAUGCCGGCCGCCCAGCGCCUCCACGUGAAGACCAGGCCUUGCAAGAGAGAAGGAGGAAGGAGUGAAGGAGAGCGAGAGUUAGCGGUAGGAUGGGGAGGCGAUCGCAGUGUGAUGAGCCCGGAGAGUGGAGAAAGUCCAGCUCCUAAUGGGUGUCCGGUCCGUGGGACCAGACUACUGCUUAGCAGCGGUAAACAUCAGGCAAACAGAAUUUUGGGUGUUGUUAAAAAAGCAAUUGAGAAUGAAACAGAAGAUGAUCAUCAUCAUGUCACUGGGGAGUACCAUUGUGCGUCCACAUCUGCAGUGCUGCACCCACGUCAAGAACACAGAACUGGAAAUAAUGCAGAGAAGGGCCAACAGGGUGUUGCACGGUUUGGAAUGGCUCUCAGUGAAAAGACACCUUAUGACAACUUUUUGGCUGGCAGAAGAAGUGAUCGAGGAAGAUAUGAAUGUCAGCAAAGACCGUUGGGAGGCCUUCGGAAGGAGGCCUUUGGAAGGAGACUCAUCCACCGCCCUCCUGCCGCCUUCCCCGCUGCCUUCUCGCCAGCAGCGGACGACCUCCAGUGCUUCUCCCAGGCACUGGCAUGCACUCGCGUUGAUGACAGAUUAAAGCGGGAGUGCCAAGAAUGCACUUUCAUCGAAGAACAUCAUGGCUCAACACAUGGACUGCCUGUUGUAGCUCGUGAUCUCGUGGAGAGGAUUGUAGACAAAAGGAAGAACAAGAAGGGCAAAUGGGAAUAUCUCAUCAGGUGGAAAGGCUACGGAAGCAACGAAGACACCUGGGAACCUGAACAUCAUCUACUACAUUGUGAGGAAUUUAUCGAUGAGUUCAAUGGACUACAUGUCACUAGAGAAAAACGAUCAAGACAUGGGAAACAGGCCAGCGCUCCAAAAUUUUUACGGGAAAGCCGAGGGUCAUCUGUUGAGAAAAUGUCACAUAGGCCUUCUGAAUCUGGGAAGUCUAAAGGGUCAACACACAAAAGGAAGAGAAUUAAUCCAUCUCUUCAAAAACAGAAAAGAGGAUAUGCAGCAAAGCCAGCAUCUGCUAAUGACAGGGCUGCUAAAACUGUGACUUACCGAACUACUCCCAGCGGUUUACAGAUCAUGCCACUGAAAAAGCCACAUAAUGGUCUGCAGAAUGGAGAUGGCAGUCAUGAAAAAGAUUCUAGACAUUUUGGGAAUGGCUCACAACAGCAAAAUAUGGAUUUAAAUGAUCAUGAAGGAGAACAAAAUUUGCCCAGCGUGUUGGAAGUUAGUAAUGAUUCACCUGUUGUGAAUGGAAUUGGUUCUCCUCUGGCCAAUGGAAGCUUGAAUCUACACAGCACUGUGAAAAGGAAACUAGAUGGGGAGAAAGAUUAUGUCUUCGAUAAGAGACUAAGAUACAGCGUGCGUCAAAAUGAAAGUAACUGCCGGUUCAGGGACAUUGUAGUCCGGAAAGAAGAUGGUUUUACACAUAUUUUGCUGUCGAGCCAGACUUCAGAUAACAAUGCACUGACCCCAGAGAUCAUGAAGGAAGUUCGGAGAGCAUUGUGCAAUGCAUCAGCUGAUGACAGUAAACUCUUACUUCUCAGCGCAGUGGGAAGUGUAUUCUGUAGUGGCCUAGAUUACUCAUAUUUAAUUGGCAGGUUAUCCAAUGACAGAAGAAAGGAAAGCACUAGGAUUGCAGAAGCUAUAAGGGAUUUUGUAAAAGCUUUUAUUCAAUUUAAGAAGCCAAUUGUGGUUGCUAUCAACGGCCCUGCUCUUGGGCUAGGAGCUUCUAUUUUACCACUAUGUGAUAUCGUUUGGGCAAGUGAGAAGGCAUGGUUUCAGACACCAUAUGCAACAAUCCGACUCACUCCAGCUGGCUGCUCAUCAUACACAUUCCCACAAAUUCUGGGUGUUGCACUGGCAAAUGAAAUGUUGUUCUGUGGAAGAAAGCUGACAGCACAGGAAGCCUGCAGCAGAGGACUAGUGUCACAAGUAUUUUGGCCAACAACAUUUAGCCAAGAAGUGAUGCUACGAGUGAAAGAAAUGGCGUCCUGCAGUGCAGUGGUAUUGGAAGAGUCCAAAUGUCUCGUGCGGAGCUUCCUGAAAUCCGGACUUGAAGAUGUGAAUGAGAAAUAGUGUCAGAUGUUAAAACAGCUGUGGAGUUCUUCCAAAGGACUGGAUUCAUUAUUCAGCUACUUGCAAGACAAAAUUUAUGAAGUCUGA